AAGAAGAGGAAGAGCCUUCUUCCUCUGAAGAAGAGGAAGAAAAAGAGGAAGAAGAAGAGGAAGAAGAAGGAGAGGAAGAAGAGAAAGGAGGAGAGGUAAAUGGAGAGGAUGAAGAAGAGAAAGGAGGACAGGAAGAAGGUGAAGAAGGGAGAAUGAAUACUUAGGUCAGGUCCCUAACAAUACGAGUAGAAGAUGUCGAAUCAGAUGAAGAAGAUGAUGAAGAAAAAGAAGGAAAGGAAGAAUAUGAAAAUGAUACUUAGUGAUGUUGGACGUGAAGAAGAAAGGGACGAAGAAUAUGAGGCAAUACGAGAGGACGAAGAAGUAGAGGAAGAAAAAGGGGAAGAAGGAGAAGAAGCACAGGAUACAGCUAAUGAAGUUGAUGAAGAACAUUUGAGAAAAGAUAAGAAAGGCGAUUUAAUAAAUGAGGUUGACAAUAAAAAGAAAGUUGAGAUGGAAAUUGAAAAGAAGUUUGUGAAGGUAGUGGAAAAGAAAUUGAAGACGCAAGCUAAGGAAUAUGAUGAAGAUGACGAAGGAGCGGAAGAAGAAGACGAAAGUGAGGAGGAAUAUGAGGAAACAGAUAAGACGGACGAUGAGAAAGAUGAGGUGAAAGAUGAAAUAUAA
This is a messenger RNA of Drosophila albomicans, 621 nucleotides long. Its product is annotated as glutamic acid-rich protein-like. The record is from RefSeq and is a predicted model, not a curated record. Bases 193 to 621 code for a protein of 142 amino acids. NCBI's taxonomy places the organism in Eukaryota, Metazoa, Arthropoda, Insecta, Diptera, Drosophilidae. The transcript is spliced from 2 exons.